Oncorhynchus gorbuscha (pink salmon) is the source of this 2473-nucleotide messenger RNA. Its product is annotated as general transcription factor 3C polypeptide 1-like. Gene Ontology annotation, biological process: 5S class rRNA transcription by RNA polymerase III; transcription initiation at RNA polymerase III promoter. Bases 225 to 2435 code for a protein of 736 amino acids. Lineage: Eukaryota; Metazoa; Chordata; Actinopteri; Salmoniformes; Salmonidae. The record is from RefSeq and is a predicted model, not a curated record. The transcript is spliced from 13 exons. Gene Ontology annotation, cellular component: transcription factor TFIIIC complex. Gene Ontology annotation, molecular function: DNA binding.
ACGUCACGAUAGGAACACAGUUGGAACGUCAGCUUCCAAAGAAAACAUACAUUUCUGCGUAAAAUGUGCUUGAUUUCACGUUUAAUUCAGCGGUUUUAAUUAAACGGGAUACAAUGCAGAAGCUUUGAAUGCAUAUCGAGCCGUACAGUAGUAGUUGGUCAUGUUUUAAACUUUGAGUUACGAGUUUGCAGCGGAGCUAGUGAACUAACGUUAGUUUGCGAGACAUGGAUCCGCUUGACAUAGUAAUGGACGAAGUGGCGUUGGAGGGACUGGACGGGGUUACCAUCCUCUCUCUGUGGAUUCGGUUGGAAAAGAGGAACCCCGUUUUCCCACGGAAUCUAGACCCGUGUACUAAAGAGUUCAUUUGGAAAUCCUUGGUCUCGAACCGCGAAGUCGACUUCUUCGAGCUGCCGCAAGAGAGAGCGGACGUCGUGCUCGUCGACCGAUUUGCAGACAUAGAUCCAGACACAGGGAUUCAGGAAGCAUCCCAUUGGGACAGAGUGGACUCCUACCCUGUCCAGAUCUUAUUGGAGGAUAAGAGUGGAAUCCAGGGCUCGUGUGUCUUCUUCAAGGAGAGGAGAAACGUCACCCCAAUCAUCCGCACCACCAACCUGACGCCAUGUGUAACGUUAGAGGACGCCUUCAAAAGGUGGGGGAGGAAGCUGGUAAUGGUGGCCUCCCAGAGGUUAAGGUUCAGGGUGUUAAUAGGUGACGGAGGAGACCCGGACUUGAAGCUGACUGACCACUCAUACUGUAUCCUGGAGAGGGUGGGGAGGGCCCGCUGGCAGGGAGAGCUACAGAGAGACCUGCACUCCUGCUCAUUCAAGACGGACGCGAGGAAGAUGCACUACUUGAGGAAGUCUCUGACACAGAAUGAUCUGAUCACCAUGCAGUCUCAUGUCCUCAGACUGGCCAGCGGAGCACAGCAACACUCCAUACUGCUCCUGCUCAAACGCUUCCACGUAGACCGGCGUAGUAAGUAUGAUAUCCUGAUGGAGUUGACCUCUAACCUCCUGUCAGAGGCGCCCAACCACACAGCCUCCAUGAUCACACUACGAGACCAACUGAGUAUCAGUGAGAGGACCUUCAAGCGUAUGUAUCAGUACAUGCAAGCAGCCAAACUGGUCCAAGUGGUCAUUAAACCAGUUGAACACCUCAACCCGACAGUAGGCCCCUGUGAUACCAGGAGAGGCACCAAGGUGGUGGCUCGCUGUCUGAAGCUAAUCAAACCCUAUGUGAGGAAGGAGUUGGUCGAGGCUGAGGAUGAUGAUGAUAACGACGAUGAUGAUGGGGGAGGAGCAAAUAGGAAGACCGUCCCCACAGAGGGGCGGAUCAUGGAGAGAGACUUACUUUCACAGGCCUAUGGGAUCAUCGUGUCCUGCGGGACCAAGGGCAUCUCUCAGAGUGCGUUGCGUGCGAGGAUGUGCAUCGGCAAGCUGGAGUCUCGUAUGAUCUGCCGACUGCUGGAGAGGACAGACAUGAUCAAGGGUUUCAUGGAAGACGAGGGUCGUCAGAGGACCACUAAGUACCUCGGCCAUCUGCACGUCGACGAGUCCGAUCUGCUUCGACAUCUGGUGAAAGAGCAGGAGCGAUCAGACCGGCUUCGCACUGUAGGGGGAGGAGGGGAAGGAGAGGGGGCCCCCCAAACCCCAGCACAGGCCACCCUAAAAACACCAGCUACCACAAAGACUCGGCCUACACCAAAAACACCAUCGCUUCUGGAACCUCUGGGAAACACUGAGGGAGAGGAGGAGAGAGAGAGGGACGAGGAAGACGAAGACUGGGAAGUCGAGAAGAAAGGGAAGAAGGGAGCGAAGAAGAAAAAUGCAAAACAAAAGAAAGUGGGCAAGAUGUCUCUCCUGAAGCCGUCCAAACUCCACUUCCUGGUAGCUCAUCACUCUGCACCUAUCACGAGUGGAGCCAAUCAGGAGCCAGAGCUGGAAUCUUGGCUCAGCCCAGUUGAGGAGGAGGAGUCAAAAUUCGGUCCUGACGUUUCAUUGGACCAGACGGGGAGUAUGUUCGCAGGCAACAGCCAAGCGGAGGACAGCGUCACGGUCAUCGAGGACAUCCCCAGUCAGAAGGAGCACCACCGCCAGACGUACCGCCUGCUGAAGAGGAAGAACGUGAUUGUGGAAGCUGUUCAGAGCCUCAAGAUCAUAGAGGGCCUCUUCACAAUCCAGAGGUUGGUUCAGGAUGAGGAGAAGCUAGAUGGUGUGAACACUAAGUGUUGUAGGAAGUCUAUCCUGCGUCUCAUCAGAUCUCUGUCUAAAGAGGGAAUGCUCAAACUGUUCAGAACCACUGUUAUACAGGACGGAGUCAGCAAGAAGGUGGAGUUUAUAGUCCACCCCUCUGUCUCUCCUAGUGAUGCUUUAGUGAAGUCGGCUAUAGAACAGGUCCGCUUCCGCAUCUCCAGCUCCUACCCUGCUGCACGGUGAGACAGACAGACAGACAGACAGACAGACAGACAGACAGA